AUUAGUUAUACCCUUCCCAGUCGAGUCGGCCAGUUCACAGAGGACGGGGAGAGAGGGAGAGAGAGAGAGAGAGCGAGCGAGCGAGCGAGCGAGGGAGGGAAAAAAGACAAUGGGAUCUUUCUUCUCCAGCCUCCUAGGGGGAUCCGGCGGCGAGGGAUCGCCGGAGAGCAGUCACGUCCAGGCGUUCCACUCCUCGGCCCGGUGGCAGCUUCAUCUCAAUUCCCUCAAGGAGAGCCCCAAAUUGAUGGUGAUUGAUUUUGCGGCGACAUGGUGCGGCCCCUGCAGGACCAUAGAGCCCCACAUUCACGGCCUGGCUGAUAAGUACGCCGACGUCUCCUUCGCCAAGAUCGACGUCGAUGAGUUACCUGAUGUGGCACAGGAGUUUAAGGUGCAGGCGAUGCCAACCUUCGUGCUGAUGAAGGGAGGGAAGGAAGUGGACAGGGUGAUCGGAGCCAAGAAAGACGAGCUCGAAAAGAAGAUCGUCAAGUAUCGCGCCACUUCUUGAACAAAGACAACGAUGCAAUCCCCUUGUGUGCAUUUGGGAAGUCCCUGUAUAACUUCUUCUCGGUCGUCUUUUCUUCUUGGCCUUGAACCCUUUGGGGUGUGUGUCAGUUUGUAUCGGUCUUCUUUGAAUGGUUAUAUAAUAAGACUUGGGUUUCUUGGUAUCACACUCUCUCAAUUGUAGAAGUUUCACUGUCAGUUUGUUUUCUGGAAUGAAUGCCUCUUGGGUUUUUGCUGCUUAGUUUCUUCUAUGAUUGAAAAAGAUCAUUUUGGGCUUGUAAAUAACAGAACUUCAGGCAUCAGUUGUCAUAAGAUGUUAAGGGACAAGUAUCAGUGAGAA
Molecule: messenger RNA, 841 nt
Organism: Punica granatum (pomegranate)
Lineage: Eukaryota; Viridiplantae; Streptophyta; Magnoliopsida; Myrtales; Lythraceae
Source: RefSeq, a predicted model, not a curated record